Messenger RNA from Trichomonas vaginalis G3, 687 nucleotides. RefSeq lists its product as uncharacterized. NCBI's taxonomy places the organism in Eukaryota, Parabasalia, Trichomonadida, Trichomonadidae. The record is from RefSeq and is a predicted model, not a curated record. The transcript has a single exon. Bases 1 to 687 code for a protein of 228 amino acids.
AUGUCACUGAUUAUUGGCCAACCAUCUCCAUGUUUCCAAAAAGAAAACUCAGGAGUAUUAGCUUCUACACCAUGCUUUCCUUCGCCAAAAUUUGCUUCUUUCAAUCUUGCAUGUUUAUAUAUUGUUUCUCUGGCAUCAGUUUCCAAAUCAGUAUUUGCUCCGAUAUUUGCCUCACUCAAUUUUAUUGCUGGAAUUCAUUUUGUAAUUUCGGGCGAUCUUUCUGUUGGUCAAGUCGUUGGGACAUUCUGCAUGAGCUAUAUUGCUCAUUUUUAUUCACAGCGUAUUCCUUUCUGGUUUUUACACGUAGAAAAUAUAAUUUUCCCAAUUUUAUAUACUAUUAUUUUUAUUGUAGAAAAAGACAUAUUUUUCCAUGAUACGAUUGCCCUUGGUCGUGCAAUAACAACACUAUCUCUUUGGAUUGCUGAUUGUUAUAUGCUAGGAAGAUACCACUUUACAAGAGCUGGAUUCGUUUCGGUUGGUAGACCCAUAGACCUUGAAUAUGAAGCAGAUUCUAAAUCAAAUGCUUAUUUUAGUAUUCUUUCAUCAGAGGAAGAGGAAGUUUUCACUUUGAACCUCAAAAAAGACUUGAUUGAUUCUUUCGUUGCAACAUUUUUAUAUUUGAUAGGAUUAGUUGUUAGAUAUGCAGUCAUUGCAAAGUACGAAGCAUCCUCAAAUGAUUUGAUUUGA